Molecule: messenger RNA, 1805 nt
Organism: Verruconis gallopava
Lineage: Eukaryota; Fungi; Ascomycota; Dothideomycetes; Venturiales; Sympoventuriaceae
Exons: 7
Coding region: 907-1692 (261 amino acids)
Source: RefSeq, a predicted model, not a curated record
AUCCUGUGUCAUCUUCCCAAGGAACCACUUUUCAACUACAAUCCACAUUAGAGCUGACAAGCUCGUAGCUCUUCUAUUCUCUCGCCAUUGAUGUUGGCUCUGAAAACACUGUCUUGGAAUUGUCUAAUGAAGCAGCGUUACUCGUGUUCAAAAGCUCUCUUGACGAACUUUAUCGCAUUCGACUAAAAGCUAAAGAUAUCGCGAACUCGAUAUGGACUUCUAAGCUGAGAUGUUAACAUCGGGUUUUCCGAAAGAGAAUAUAGACACCACCUUGGCCAAACAUUCGGAUGUGUGCAAAGACCUCAGUUAUGGAGUACGCUCUCGGCCCGGUUAGGCACACGGAAGGAAUUCGCACGCAAGCUUCACGGACAUCCCAUUGUUUCGUUUCUACCUAUCAGGCACGCGAGCUUCAGUGCACCUCUUUGCACUUUUCUAUGAUGCUGCUUCGCUGUAUAUCCUAAGGUGAUUGCCAAGAUUUAGGGUUAAAACUUGUGCUCUGUUACUGGAGCGGUAUUGUUUCUGCCGUGCGUGCCCACCGACUCACAAACACGAACUGUCGCCCAACCUGGAUGCAUAUCCUCGUUGCUUCUCAAUGCAGAAACCUUGCCAAACCAGCUGACAGAGCCAUGACUUCGACGCAAUGAGUGACUUUCCCCUGCACUUUUGAAGAUCUUCUCCAAGGAGACGGAAAAAGCCAUGAAUUCUUGGUACAUAAGACUUGCUCAUGAUGCAGUGCUGGUGAUCCAUCGAAGUUAUCUAUCAACAUUUCCUUCGUUCCCAGUCUUUGUUCUGUGAACAGAGUGCUUAAUCUACUACAUUUUACGUCCAUCUUACCUCUUUUAAUACUUUUAUAGCUUUUCAAGUACUCUGCGAGUCGACGCUGGACGUCUCCUUCCAACUUUCAUCAUGAAGAUUCAAAGCUUUGCUGCAAUUGCCUUCGGCAUCAUCACAGUGGUGUCCGCUAUGCCAGCACCAGCAAAUGAUCUCGGCCUAGGAAUACCAUUCACAGAGCGUACCGUAGUUGUAGCCAGAUCUCCACAAGCCAAGGGCAAAGGUGGUGCAGGAGCCGCUGGAGCUGGAGGUGCCGGCACUGGAAAAGGUGCAGCUCAAGCUGGUGGAGCCGGCGCCGCCGCAGGUAAGGGAAAAGGUGUUGGUAACACAGGAGCAAAUGCUGGCGCUGCGAAUGCAGGUGCAGCAGGAGCAAACGCUGGUACAAAUGCUGGCGCAGCUGCUGGUAAGGGUAAAGGUGGAGCUGCAAAUGCUGGCGCUGCCAAUGCUGGUGCUUUAAAUGCUGGUGCUGCAAAUACUGGUGCUGUAAAUGCUGGCGCUGCAAAUGCUGGUGCCGCGAAUGCUGGCACUGCAAAUGCCGGUGCAGCUAAUGGCGGUACCACUGCUGCUGCAACGACAGGGAAAAAAGGUAAAGGUAACGGAGCUGCUGCUGCCGCUGCCGCUGCAACUGGUAAAAAGGGCAAAGGGAAAGGAACUGGUGCUGCGGCUGCGGCUGCGGGCGGUGCCGCAGCAGCCGGGACUGUUGCAAGUGCAGCUACAGCAUCUUUAGCUGCCGCGACUGUAGCAUCGGCGGCGGUGUUGCCUACAGCAGCCACGGCGGCAGCAGCGACAACAACUGGAACAUUAGUGAAUGGUGUUUGUACCUGUCCAAACGCAGCAGCUAUAGUUGCAGCCGCUAGUUGAUUGCUUUACAAUAUCCAUUUUGCUUCGCCUCGAUGUGCGAUUCAGGGCACUAAGGUCGUUCGAAUGAAUGUGCGAGUGUUAGAAUGAUGCUCUCUACUCGUACCUAUCAGUAC